AUGGGAGAUGGGAGUUCCACUAGGUCCAACAGCUCAAACAGCAGUAGUGAGAAACCAGAGUGGCUGCAACAGUAUAGUCUCGUUGGUAAGAUUGGUGAAGGAACCUAUGGUCUUGUUUUCUUGGCUAGAACCAAGACUCCACCUAAAAGACCAAUUGCUAUCAAGAAGUUUAAGCAGUCAAAAGACGGAGAUGGAGUUUCCCCAACUGCUAUCCGCGAGGCGAGAUCAUACAUGACUCUGUAUCUUGCCUUUGAUUAUGCCGAGUACGAUCUCUACGAAAUCAUCAGGCACCACAGAGACAAAGUUAGUCCUCGAUCUUAUUCUGUGAAGUUUCUUGCUUCAAUAGGAGGUUCGGCGGCGCACACCGAUCUAGGGGCAAUCACACUUCUCAUCCCCAAUGAGGUUCCUGGACUUCAAGUCUUCAAAAACGAACAAUGGUUUGACGUUGAGUAUAUUAACUCCGCUAUGGUUGUUUUCAUCGGCGAUCAACUCAUGAGGAUGACCAACGGGAGGUUCAAGAACGUGCUUCACAGAGCGAAGUCGGAUAAGGAAAGAUUGAGGAUUUCGUGGCCUGUUUUUGUUUCGCCUAAGCAUGAUUUGUUGGUCGGACCUUUGCCGGAGCUUACCGGAGACGAGAGUCCUCCAAAAUUCGAGACUUUAGUUUAUCAAGACUAUUUGCACCAAACGAUGCAAAACUGGGCGCUCGACAAGUUAUACAAUAAAGAAUCCACUGAUCUUCUGAAAACCCAUUAA
Messenger RNA from Camelina sativa (false flax), 753 nucleotides. Lineage: Eukaryota; Viridiplantae; Streptophyta; Magnoliopsida; Brassicales; Brassicaceae. The record is from RefSeq and is a predicted model, not a curated record.